Striga hermonthica is the source of this 621-nucleotide messenger RNA. NCBI's taxonomy places the organism in Eukaryota, Viridiplantae, Streptophyta, Magnoliopsida, Lamiales, Orobanchaceae. The record is from the annotation of a GenBank genome assembly.
AUGGAAGCCAUUUUACUCUUGGUUUUUGCCUUUCUAACCCCAGCAUUUUGUAAACCUUAUACAAAAUAUGAAUCAAUCUUCGGCUUUGGCGAUUCACUUACCGAUACCGGGAAUUUGUUACUCUCGGGAGCCCUCAAAUUCCCGGUGAUCGGACAAUUACCCUACGGCGAAACUUUUUUCCACCGUGCCACCGGCCGAUGCUCUGAUGGCCGCCUCAUAAUCGAUUUUAUUGCUGAGGCAUAUGGAUUGCCUUAUAUACCACCAUACUUAGCAGUGGCCAAGGAUGAUGAGAAAUUUGAGCAUGGGGUUAAUUUUGCUGUAGCUGGGGCCACAGCUGUAGAUGCUAAAUUCUUUUACAACCUCAAAAUUGGACAGAUUUUGUGGACAAAUCAUACGUUAAAUGUUCAACUUGCCUGGUUCAAAAACCACAAAUCCAACCUUUGCUCUUCCACCAAACAAGGAUACAGUCGCCGGUUUUCAGAGGUCGAUACAACACCUCUUCCACCACCACGCGCCGCCGGUUUCGCUCCUCUCUGUGGUGGUUCGCCUUCACGAGUGAAUGAGGCAACAGGGCGGCGUUUUGAUUUCAACCACUACAUGUCGGCCGGCCACCGCCCUUGA